CACUCAUAGGCGGUAACUCUUGGCGAAAAUAUGGAGUUGUAGUUCUUGGUUCUUAGGGUCGGAGUUCAUGUUAGACGUGUUAGUGCUUAUUAGUAAAUUACUCCAAACAUGGAAACUCUAUUAUUAAAGUAUUUCUUUCUAAAGUUAGGUUGCUACAUGCAAUGUAAACAUUCGCAGCUUUAUGCGUUGAAGUAUUUUGUUCACCAGUGACAAAAUUUAUCCAAGUUCCAUUAAACUGUAAAUGUCUGUAAUUCGUGUCUCCGAUUUUCUGUAAUUCGUGUCUGUAAUUCUCCGAUCUCUCACUGUAUGACUCCGUUGGGGAAUACCAUUGCUUACCUGACAUCUGGUGAUACAACUGUCAGUUACGUUGUCGUUAUGCACUUUUUCAUCUCUUAUCUUUGUGGCCGAUUAAAAAAAAGUAAAGGUCGUCCUCAAGUCCUUUUUCUAAGUCGUCAGAGCAGAUAUAUAGAUGGCAGCAUCAAAUCAGCAGCCAAUCACAGAACAAAGCAAUCCGCUGUCCUCUUAUAUUGACAUAGCAGGACCACUAGACAUAAUUUCAACAUUAGAAUCAUGUGACAAAGAAAUUUUUGAUGGAUGGCAGGAUUUUCCAGGUCUAUUUGAUGAAAGAAUUCAGACAAAUCUUUGUAAGAUUGUCAAGACUGCUGCAAAUAUUUUAAAGGACCCUGAAAAAUCAGCCAUUAUAAUCAGUGGAUGUGGGACUUCUGGGCGUCUUGGCUUCGUAACAAUUCGUACAUUUAAUGCUUUGCUUCGAGAGCGAGGGAUGCCAGAAUGCUACCAGUACAUCAUGGCGGGUGGAGACAAAGGACUUCUUUUGUCACAAGAAUCUUUUGAAGAUGAUCCUUUUCUAGGAAUAAAGCUUUAGAAAAGGUAAACUGUGGGAAAAUUGCAUGUUCUUUUUAUUGGUAUUACUUGUGGAAUGUCAGCAUCUUUUGUUGCUGGACAACUAGACUACUGCCUGCAAAAUUUGGACCGUUUUACACCUGUCCUUAUAGGAUUUAAUCCUUCUUACCUAGCCAGGAACUUACCAAUUCAAAAUUGGAACAAAACAUUCCUUCAAGUUGUCCAGGAGCUGGAGCUGGCUGAGUCGAGGGACCAGGGCUUCCUGCUUAAUCCUGUCAUAGGGCCUGAACCAAUAGCUGGUUCCAGUCGAAUGAAGGGUGGCACAGCCACGAAGCUGCUGCUAGAAGCAAUUUUCGUUCCUGCCCAUUCCAUCGCUUUUCAAGACAAGCUUCAAGUAAGCUCCAGGGAAUAUCUGGAAUUAUAUAGACAGGUAUGGAAGGCUGUGUACCAGCAAAAAUCAGCAAUUGCUGAUCUUCUCAAGCUGGCUGGCAUGAGUCUGCAGGCUGGAGGGAGUCUGUAUUAUCUGGGUUACACUUCUCAUGGUAUCAUGGGACUGAUUGAUGCAUCAGAGUGCCAUCCCACCUUUGGUGCCUCUUUCGAUGAUGUCAGAGGGUUUCUUGAGGGAGGUUACUCAACAUUAAGCAACACUGAAGGAGAUCUGUCAGACCUGGGAAAGUAUUAUAGGAUUUCGACAGAAGAUUUUCUGCAGUUUGUUCUACCAUCUGUAAGCGAGAAAGACUUGGUUGUCUUCAUAUGUAAGGAAAUACCUGGCCUUAUAAACAGGAAACUUUACGAAGCUACAUGCAAGAAAUCCUGCAUCAUUGUUUCCACAGGCAAAGGUCCAGCAGUCACAGAGGAGAGUGAAGUGUUUGCUGCUACUGUUCACAUUGACCUUUCCUCUCUCAGCAACUUACCAGUCCUUGUGGCUGAUGGCAUCUGGGCACAGGUGGGUGUCAUGUGCAGUGAGCUGGCUGUGAAGUGGACUCUGAAUGCCAUAAGUACAGGAGCUCACAUCAUGAAGGGAAAGGUCUGCAGCAACAUCAUGAUUGAUCUGAAGGUCAGCAACGUAAAGCUGUUUCAUCGUGCUGUGAGCAUCAUUCAGCGUUUCUCUCAAUUACCAGUGGAAGUGUGUCGUGAAUACCUGCUGCGGUCACUGUAUAACACUGAUGACCUGACUGAAGAGAUUCAAACAGCAUCUGUCGCACAGCAUAUUCAAAUUGGUGCCCGACAAGACAGGGUGGUCCCAACAGCACUCCUGGCAGCAGUAUCUGGAUGCAGCAUAGCAGCAGCAAAGAUGGCACUACAAGACCAGCCAAUUGUGCGACAGGCCGUGCUGACAUCCCUUCAGCACCAUUCUCAAGCACAAGUUAAAAUAGGAUAGACAUAGUGAGCAGUGGGAGAGAGUGAAGGCCAGUCCCUGGUGCUUGUUUGUGAUAAAAUGUUUUCCAACAUCCGUACAUAAACAUCUGUAAGAAGAGGAGAAACUGGUCAUCAAAUAGCUUAUUGUUGGUAUGGUUGCCUGAUGACAUGGCUGCUUUGAGGUCAUUGUAUGAAGUUCAGUAAUCAAGGAGAAGACUACUGCUUGUUCAUAAGAAUGGUUAUUGCCACUGAUGUUGCUAGUUUGAGUUGGUGAAGUGUAUUGCAGACACUUCAUAAGCAAGGCAGGACAGUCUUCUGUCCAAUAUAUUUUUAGUUCAUUUGAAAACAAUUUUUUUUUUCAUGUUGCGUUCCUGCAAAUAGUGAUUUUAUAACAGUCUAGCUCUCCCUUUAGUGCAAUAUCAUCAUAGGCAAAAGUGACCUUUUGGUCAGAACAAAUGAAAGGUUUGCUGAAAUCCGCAAGGUCUAAGAGACAACGGACAAGACUAUGUAUACAUAUUACGGCCAAAGCCCAAAAUCGGCCAAAGUGGAAAGUGAUCAAGGUCCAAUCUUUUCUUGAUUUUGUGAUUUGGCCGGCCAGUUUGCAAAAUGGCACGGGGCGAUCAAACAAGUUUGGAAUUGGGGAGUCAUGAGGAGAUUCUGGUUAGUCUUUAUGAUUUUACACUUUAAUUAUUGUAUUCAAUAUUGAUGAUAGUUCAUCACUUCUUACAAGAUGAACUUUUGACAUUUCAACUUACACAACAGUGUUGUUAUUUCUACAUCUGCAGUGACUUGCGCACUUAGUAGUGCAAUUGCAUCAAGUGUAACCUUGGCCACCGGUCAGUGAUUAGGAAGAUGAUCUGCCUACUGGACAGUAGGCCAUUUUGGCUACACCUCUCGGCCAAAGUGCAAUAUGGCCAGCCCAUUCAGGAACUGACUGAACUUUGGCCGUGGCAUAUAUAUAUUUUUCAAACUCUGCUAAAGGUCUCAUACAUUUCUUAUCUCAAAACAAAAUGUUGUAUGAACCAUACUGCAAAUCAAGUAGAUGAAUUAAGGUGGAGGAUAAUUGAUCUUUAAUUUCUUUUAUUGAGUAGAGGAAUUUGGUGAAAAAGAUCUAACCACACUGCAUUAUUCUAGCAUUUGCUGUUUUGAAAUAAGAACUAACAUAAUAUUCAAGCAUUAGAUGACAUGCAGAAAAGCAGAAGGAAUAUAAGCAGGUUUCAUACAGAUCUUAGUCCAAUUUUCUAACUAAACUUCACCCAUCUCAUGUUGGAUUGGGAUCAUGUAAGUGUUAAUGAUAGAUUUUUAAUCAUAUCAAAAGACUAGAACUAAAGAGUUUACAAACAUUUGUGUGCUGAGUUUUUAGUCAGCUUGCAGGAUCAGAGAGGUGUUGUCUGUAAAAGGUGGUGCAUAAACAAUAUGAGUAAAAGAAAAAGUGGAGUAGGAGUCACCAGUGUAUUCUUGAAGACAUGGAAAAUGAAAUUGUAUUACAAUAUAAUGAAGAUUGUCAUUAGUAUACAACUGCAAACAAGGUAUCAAAUAGUCCUUAUUCACAAACUCAAAUAAAACCUUUCACAACA
Pomacea canaliculata is the source of this 3797-nucleotide messenger RNA. RefSeq names its product glucokinase regulatory protein-like. The transcript has 20 exons. Gene Ontology annotation, molecular function: enzyme inhibitor activity; enzyme binding; carbohydrate binding. Gene Ontology annotation, biological process: response to fructose; carbohydrate derivative metabolic process; negative regulation of glucokinase activity. Gene Ontology annotation, cellular component: nucleoplasm; cytosol; mitochondrion. The record is from RefSeq and is a predicted model, not a curated record. NCBI's taxonomy places the organism in Eukaryota, Metazoa, Mollusca, Gastropoda, Architaenioglossa, Ampullariidae.